GCCCCCCAGCGCCAGCGACCUCCGGCCGGGCCGAGGGGCCUGGCGGCGGCGCGGGUGCUGCUACCAGGCGGGCCGCGGGCCGACUACCCCGCGCGGUCCCUCGCCGGCCAUGGAGGUCCCCUAGGGCGCGGGCGGGCAUGGGGACGCCGUGGCGCCUGUCCGCCAGGGUCUGCCUGUCUCAGCUGCGGGGUCUGGGGCGCGCGCAGGAGCAGGGCCUCCUCGGAGCCCCGGGGCGAGCCGGCCGGGCCCGGCUCUGCUGGCUGCUGCUGGGCGCGCUGCCCGCGCUCGUCUCGGCCGAGGGUGGCCCCGGGAUCGGGGCUUGGGCCGGGCGGGCGGCGCCGGCAGGGCGCCGGGCUGAGGACGCACUCCCGGGAGGGGUCCACGCGCCACUGCCGCGCCGCGUCCUUCUGCACCCGCGCGUGUGGCUGCGCGCCGGCGCGCUCCUGGCGCGGUUCCUGCCGCUGCUGCUGCUGCUCCCGCUCACCUACCUGGGGCCCAGCCUGGCCGAGCUCUGGCUGCGCCUGCUGCUCAAGGCCACUGAGGCCUCCGGCCCCACGUGCAUCAAGCUGGGUCAGUGGGCCAGCACCCGGCGCGACCUCUUCUCUGAAGCUUUCUGCGCCCACUUCUCCAGGCUGCACGUCCGCGUGGCCCCGCACCCGUGGGCGCACACAGAGCGCUCCCUGCAGCAAGCACUCGGGGACAACUGGGGGCACGUCCUCUUCUUUGAGACCCGUGAGCCUGUGGGCUCCGGCUGCGUGGCCCAAGUGUACAAGGCAUUUGCUAGCCCCGCACUCCUGGAGGACAGCCCAGCUCGGGGACCGGAUGAGGCUUCUGGAGCUGGAGUGGUGGUGGCACUGCGAGAACUCUUUGGAGCCCUGGGAAGGGAGCGGAAGCACCCCGGGAACCUCGCGGACCAGGUCCUUCUAGAGCGGCUGCUGCUACCCACUGCCAAUCCGGGUGGGCGUCAGACCCCGGACCAAGCACCCCGACCACAUGGCCUCGUUCAGGUGGCGGUGAAAGUGCUGCACCCAGGCCUGCUGUCCCAGGUGCAGGUGGACCUGCUGCUGCUGAAGAUGGGCAGCCGAGCCCUGGGGCUGCUACCGGGAUUCCAGUGGCUCAGCCUGCCUGAGAUCGUGGAGGAAUUUGAGAAGCUCAUGACCCAACAGAUCGACCUGCGUUAUGAAGCUCGGAAUCUAGAACACUUCCAGCGCAAUUUCCGGGAUGUGGCCUCGGUCAAGUUCCCCACGCCUUUGCGCCCCUUUGUCACCAGUGACAUCCUGGUGGAAACCUAUGAGGAAAGUGUGCCUGUGUCCAGCUACCAGCAGGCUGGGAUCCCCGCCGAGCUGAAGCAGAGGAUCGCGAGGCUGGGCAUCAACAUGCUGCUGAAGAUGAUAUUUGUGGACAACUUCGUGCAUGCGGACCUGCACCCCGGGAACAUCCUGGUGCAGGGCACCGAGGGGCUGUCCCUGGGCCAUGAGGCCCAGCUGCAGCAGGUGGGCCUCUGUGACCCACUGGUGGCAGUGGUGGCACCAGCCUUGUGCCCGCUGCGCCUGGUGCUGCUGGAUGCCGGCAUUGUGGCUGAACUACAGGCUGCUGACCUGAGGAAUUUCCGGGCUGUGUUCCUUGCCGUGGUGCUGGGCCAGGGCCACAGGGUGGCGGAGCUCAUCCUGCACCAUGCCAGGGCCAGCGAGUGCAGGGAUGUGGAGGGCUUCAAGGCUGAGAUGGCUGCACUGGUGACCCAGGCCCGGAAGAACAGUGUCACUCUGGAGAAGGGACCCAGGGUUGGAAGUGCUUGGAAGGCUCCACAUCCCCACCAGCCUCACUCCUCUCCCCAGCUCCACGUCUCCAGCCUCCUCUCCAGUGUCUUCAGGUUGCUGAUGACUCACAAGGUGAAGCUGGAGAGCAACUUUGCCUCUAUUGUGUUUGCCAUCAUGGUGCUGGAGGGGCUGGGCCGCUCGCUGGACCCCAAGCUGGACAUCCUAGAAGCAGCCAGGCCCUUUCUCAUUCCUGGGCCUGUGGCCCGAGCCUGAUGGGUGUCACCUGGGCACCGAAGGCCACUGUCAGGGUUCCUGGGGCCCACUACCUCCCUCUGUCCUGGCCCAGGGUCUGCAUGGCUCAGGGUCACUGGAGAAGGGCCGAGUACUCCACAGCAGGAGCUGGGACAGUGGAGAUGGGGCUGAGGACACAGAUUCUGAGGAAAUGGCCUGCAGAAGAGGACAAAUACACAUGGCGGUUUUUGUUUUCCUGGCUUUUUCUUUCUAACUCUCUCUAUACUCCCUUGUCAGGUGGAUUCUGCUGGUGGUUUUCACUCUUAACAUUUAGGUUAGAAAAUGCCAUUAAUUCCUGGAAUCCUGUGCUUUCCCUCCUUCCCUCUCCCGCUCUCUUUCUGAGGCUGGUUCUGAACUCUCUAUGUAGCCUAGGCCAGUCUCGAACUCAUGCUGAUCCUCCUGCCUGACUCCUGAUUGCUGGUGUAAUGGCACAACCUGGUCUGUGUCUCAUGAGGUCAAAGAAGGAAGCCAAGGAGAAGGGAGGUAGAUAGGAGGAAGGUUUACUAAAAAGAGAAAUGGCUUCCAGUAGUGGGGAGGAGGGACCCAAAACUGGGUUGCCCUUUGUCUAGGAAUUUUAAUACCAAACACUGACCAGGGCUCAGACUCGCCAAGCCAAGCCGAGGUCAAUCCAUAGACUAAACCCAGCUUACUUAAACCAGCACUGAGCCAGUGAGGAUCAGGCAUGCAGGAGUCCGAGUGCGGCUGAGGUAUCUCCUGGGCUCUCUCCUAGCCAGGUGCUUCACUAAAGCAACAAAGUGAGAAGGAGAAAAAUGUUUUCCGGCUAAAACGGAGCAGAGUUGUCACAGUGAUAUCAGUCACCAUGCUGUCUCCUCACUCAUUGCACCCUGGACUUAACAUCCACCUGGUUCUUGUUGACUGUUUUUUUUUUUCGUUUUUAUCGGUACCGGGGAUCGAACUCACGACUGCCUGCUUGCAAGGCAGGCGCUUAUACCGCUGAGCUAAAUCCCCAGCCCCUCUUGUUGACUCUUGACCCCAGGCUUUUGCUUAGCUGGCCAACGCCUGGUCAUCCUGGCUCCCUGGGGCCCGGAGCCUCUGGCUCCCUGUGUCUUCUACCUGACUUGCCUGCUUGUAAUACAGGCAUGAGUCCCCAUACUCUGCCUCUAUUUUUUUUUAAUUAAAAUUUUUUCUUGAUACAGGGUCCACUAUGUAGUUCAGUCUUGAACUUGAAGCAAUUCUUCCUCAGCCUCCCAAGUGCUGGGAUUACAGGUGUGCCACACACCAUGCCUGGGCUUUUUUUAUUUUUUUUUAAACCUGUAUACCCUUAUUGCUAAAAAGUUGCAAACACAUACCUACACAUUUAUACUUUUUAUAUAAGGUGCCACCACUAGUAGCAUCACUGAAGGCACAAUAUAAAAUUCGGGCAAAUUUCACUGCAUUUUGAAUUAUCUUGACAAAUGUUAACAGUUUUGGUUGAGUUUUUGCUAGACUUUUUUACAAAGUAAACAGGAGAUAGUGGGGCCGGGGAGGCAGCUCAGGGGAGCAGCCCUGACCCAGCCCACACGGUGUCAGUAUCUGUGUUUGUCCCUAAGAAUAAAAAUUAAAAAAAAAAAUUUUUUUUUUAAAACAGGGUCUCACUGUGUAGUUCAGGCUGGCCUCAAACUCAUGGUGAUCCUGCUGCCUCAGCCUCCUGAGUGCUAGGAUUUUAGGUCUGAGCCAUCACGCCUGGCUGGCAAGCUAAAUUUUUUUUUUUUUUUUGCAAAUCCAUUUUAUUCAAGGAUAAAAAGGAAAAAAAAAAAACUACAGUGAAAUUUGAAAACACAUCAUUCAGGGACAAUGGUACAUACACUGUGCAUUGCCAUCUCCAAAUCAUUCACCCAGAGCAUAGAACAUCUGCAUUAGAUUGUCUGAGCAAUACCAGCACAAAUUUUUCUCUUCAGUAAACUCAGAGAAAUCAGUAGUUAACUAUCUUACUAUUUUUAUAUACAUAUACAUAUACAUGUUUCAGCUUGUCACACUAAUGAAACAAUUGAUGUUUACAUGUGUGCUUAUUUCACUAAUGAGUGUGUUCCCAAGUUGCAUGCAUUUACCUAUAAGUGUUCAGUUAGUCUUCUUUAUGGCUGAGUGGUACUCUGUUGUAUACAGAUACCACAUUUUUUUUAUCCAUCCCUCAGUCAAUGGGCAUUUGGGUUGUUUCCAAGAUCUGGCUAUUAUAAACUAUGCUGCUAUAAACAUGGGUGCACAUA
Messenger RNA from Cavia porcellus (domestic guinea pig), 4252 nucleotides. It is a transcript of the gene Adck2, whose product is annotated as aarF domain containing kinase 2. The transcript has 8 exons. Lineage: Eukaryota; Metazoa; Chordata; Mammalia; Rodentia; Caviidae. The coding region runs from base 138 to 2030 and encodes 630 amino acids. The record is from RefSeq and is a predicted model, not a curated record. Gene Ontology annotation, cellular component: mitochondrion.